AUGGUACAAGGUGACACGGAGGUUAGUAUAAUCACGACUACUCCCAUCACUGGAUUCAGUUCGUCCGUCGUUGACAAGUUUACACAGCUGACCGAUAACGGAACGGGCGUCAACGCCUGUAUCGGACACGUCCAGGGAAACUCCACACUCGGCAUCCCCGAUAUUUGCAUGGGCGACGGUCCCGCUGGCGUCGGCAACUCCCUGGACAACGUAACCGCUUUCCCGGCUCCGGUGAUGGCAGCCAGCUCCUGGAAUACGUCCUUGCAGUAUGAAUAUGGCCAGGCACUUGCCCAGGAGCAUCUGGGAAAAGGUCGUAACAUCGUCCUUGCGCCAACCAUCAACAUCCUUCGUUCUCCCCUUUGGGCUCGCGCCGCUGAGACUCUAUCUGAGGAUCCAUGGCUGACCGCACGCAUGGCGGUUGCGGGUACAAUGGGAAUACAGAGUCAAGGAGCAUUGGCAUGUCCGAAGCAUCUCGCGGCAUACAACCAGGACACCAAUAGGUUCGGUAUCGGUCCUGAGUGGAUAACGGUGAAUCCCGUUGUCGACAAGAGAACGAUGCAUGAGCUCUAUCUGCCAGCGUUCAAAGCAAGCGUACAAGAGGCGGAUGCAGCGAGCGUCAUGUGCUCUUAUAACCGACUCAACGGCUCCUUCACCUGCGAGAACGAUUGGCUGCUCAACACCACUCUGCGGCAGGACUGGGGCUUCAAAGGCUUCGUGGUCGCGGACUGGUACUUUUCUACUAGAAGUACCGUCAAGGCCGUCAUGGCAGGGCUGGACAUCUCCAUGCCGGGUGGGGACCUGACGAACAGCUACGGAUUCCCAGCGUACUACGGCGACCUUCUUGCUGAAGCCAUCAAUAAUGGAUCAAUCCCGCGGGGGCGUCUCGAUGAUAUGGUCGAGAGAGUCUGGCGCUACAUGUUCAAGCUAGGACAAGUUGACAAUCCGGUGGAAGGCGACUCCACAGCUCAUGUGCGCACCCAAGAACACCUGGAUCUGGCGCAGCGGAUGGUUGAAGACGGUGCGGUACUGCUCAAGAAUGCCCAGGACACGCUCCCUAUUUCCUCUGAGAAGUACUCCAAGAUUGCAGUUUUUGGAAUUGGGGCGACCGCCGAGAACCAAGUCUCAGAGAACCAUGGCGGCUUUGUUAUCGACUCCACUAUGGUUGUUCAAGCACCCCUUGACGCCCUCCAGCGCCGUGGAAGCAUCGAAAACAUCUCAGUCGAAUACGCAGAGACAUAUCCCGGCACCGGACAGUUCCCCACAGCUCCCUCACGUAUGUUCCGGGACGGCGGCGUGAACGUAACGUACUACGAGACCACCGACUUCUCUGGCCCUGUCAUCAAAACAGACUUCGUUCCCAACAUCACAAUCGCCACCUAUCCUUCUGCGCUGUGGAAAUCGUACCCGGAUGUCUUCUCGGCUAUUUAUGAGGCAACCUUUCUCCCAAACACGACUGGCAUGUACCAUUUCUCUAUGUAUGGUCAGGGUACCGCACUCUUGUAUCUGGACGAUGUCCUUUUGGCCAACAUGUCAUUCGCGAACUUUGGUAACUACGUCCAGGGCAAUGCAUACCUCAAAUACGGAUCCGAACACAAACUCGUGAUCAAAUACGAUAUGGGUUACUCGCUGUCCACCGGCGGAUACGGUGUCACCCUCGGCGUAGACGUCGGCAACGAAACUCGAGACUCCGUGGCCGAGGAGCUCGCUGGGUGGGCAGACCUGAGCAUCAUUUUCGCUUCUGAUCGGCUUUCGGAAGGCGCCGACAAUGGAAUGGGACUCUCUUUGCCUGGCGAUCAAAAUGCGCUCAUCAGCCGACUGGCCGGCCUUUCCAAAAGAACGGUGGUCAUUCUCAACACGAACUCAGCGGUUCUCAUGCCCUGGAUCAAGGAUGUGGAUGGCGUAAUGGAGAUCUGGUAUCCGGGUCAACAGGUCGGUCUGGCGCUCGAGCGCCUCCUUUUCGGUGACGUCAGCCCGAGCGGAAAACUGCCUUUGACGUUUCCGAAAAGUCUGAAGGACACGAUACAGAUCAACACAGACAUCGACGUGCCAUACUCGGAAGGUCUAUACGUGGGGUACAAGGCUUAUGACCAAAGCGGCGCAAAGCCUUUGUUCUCGUUCGGGCAUGGGUUGACGUAUUCCACGUUCAACUUGGAAGACUUGGAAGUCUCGUUGACCAAGGACUCUUUCGUUGCCAGGGCAACACUAAGAAAUGAAGGAGCGCGAAGCGCAAAACAGGUUGUCCAGCUCUAUGUCGGGUAUCCUGAUGCUGCCAAAGAGCCGCCGAAGCUGUUGAGGGCGUUUGUGAAGACUGAAGUUGAGGCUGGCGGUGCGGAGAUUGUUGAGUUGGUCGUCAAAUUUGAGGAUCUGAAGAUAUGGGAUGACGACACUGACGAAUGGAGAUUGGUGGGCGGCCAAUAUGAGAUCCUCUUGGGAUUCUCAGCAUCUGAUAUCCGGUUACAGCAGACUUUGGACAUAUAG
Colletotrichum higginsianum IMI 349063 is the source of this 2478-nucleotide messenger RNA. RefSeq names its product Glycoside hydrolase family 3 domain protein. NCBI's taxonomy places the organism in Eukaryota, Fungi, Ascomycota, Sordariomycetes, Glomerellales, Glomerellaceae. Gene Ontology annotation, molecular function: beta-glucosidase activity. The transcript has a single exon. Gene Ontology annotation, biological process: glucan catabolic process. The record is from RefSeq and is a predicted model, not a curated record. Bases 1 to 2478 code for a protein of 825 amino acids.